UCUGACGCCACUUGUUGGAAAUGUGCACUCUCUUGACACGUCGACAUUUGUGCUGCGAAAUUUUUUCAAACGCCGCUAUUCAGCGAUAUCGUGCGUGCGUCACGUUCGCAACAGAUAUAUUUAUAAACGAAUUGAAGAUCUAGAUCAACAGUGACAAUUGAUUUAGUGAUAGGCUGUCUACUUGUCGUGUAUGAUCGAACAUACUAAAACGUGCAGCAUCGACGCGACUUGUCGAAACAUCUGACAUGGUUCGCUGAAGUAUUUCUGUGAUUACAAAGUUAUGAAGGUCUUUCAUACGGUCCAGUAUCGUGGACGUUAUCGAUAUUUACUAUAUUGACGAAAUACACCGGAGACACGACAACACCUGAUGACGGUUUCGCGAAACGAUGACGAGACCUCGAUAUGACAUCGUUUGCUUCGUUUUAAUUUUACUUUCAAUUUUAAUUCACGUCAAGGCAGACGCGCAGGAUAUUUCGAAUGCCCAGCAUUUUUCUGAUACAAAAUUUAAUUCAAAUGAAUAUUUGGAAUAUCCUGAUAAUGAGGAAAGAGACAGAGAAGCUGUAGCACAACUGGAUCAGAUACAGCACUCGAAAGACACCUAUUUGAAAGCUAAUGAAAAUGAGCUUGCUAAUCAUCCUAAAGAAGAAUCGAUAACUUCACAGACUUCGAAUAAAAACAUAGUGUGGGAUCGACAAUGGGCAGCACAAUUGAAUUUCACUCAAGUAUCAGCUGUUUCUAUGGAUCCAAAUGGCAAUGUCGCUAUAUUUCACAGAGGAGAUCGCAUUUGGGGGUUUGACACUUUCGAUAAUGCAAACAGGCUUAACCCCACCUAUGGACGAAUAGUGCAAAACACAAUUAUACUUCUGGACAAGAGUGGAAAGACGUUGUUAGAAUGGGGCAAGAACAUGUUUUAUCUUCCACAUGGUCUGACCGUCGAUCACUCUGGAAAUUAUUGGAUUACCGAUGUGGGAAUGCAUCAAGUAUUCAAGUUUGAUGCUCAAGAUAUAGAGAAGCAUAUGGAUGAAUUGAAGCGCGCACAAUUUAGCACGGAAAUAAGCGUGUCUGAUCGUCACGCCAGUGCGUCAUUCGAAAAUAGCGUACUGAAACCAUCCAUAAUUCUGGGAGUAGCUUUUGAGCCCGGUAACGACGAGAUCAGAUUCUGUAAGCCGACCGCAGUUGCUGUACAUACCAAUGGUGACUUUUUCGUCAGCGACGGAUAUUGCAAUUCUAGGAUAAUCAAAUUCAAUAAGAACGGAGAACGGAUUCUGCAAUGGGGACGUCACUGGGGUGUUGGAGGACCUGUUUACUCACAAUUACCUCCACCGAACGCGUUCGUCGUCCCACAUGCUUUAGCACUUGCGAGCGCGUUAGACUACAUUUAUGUCGCUGACAGGGAAAAUGGCCGUGUCUCAUGUUUCUUUGCCAGCAACGGUACAUUCCACAAGGAAUACAGCCAUCCCACUAUUGGUACAAAAAUCUACAGUGUCGCCUAUGCUCGAGAAAAAUUAUAUCUAGUCAAUGGACCUGAUUUGUACAGACCACAUUCUGUACCGGUACGAGGUUUCGUGCUUGACAUAUAUUCUGCGAAAAUACUCUCUAUAUUCGAGCCCAAGGGAGGCAUGAAUAAUCCACAUGAUCUCUAUGUGACUGAAGACGGUGCCGAGAUAUAUGUAAUAGAAUUAAAUAAUCACAAGGUUUACAGAUUUCUACAAGGUGUAAAUGAUUCUACGCAUUCUGAAAAUUUAGUGUCCACCAAUCGUCGUCGACCUAAGAUUCUAAUACAUCCUGAUACUAAAGAUGCCGAUGCUGAGAAAAGUAAUAUGACAAAAUUGAUUUUAGGUCUUGGCUCAGCUGCCAUUUCAUUUAUUAUAAUAUGCGUCGCUAUUGCUGCCAUUGUAGCAAGAUGCCAGAAAAGAGGAUGUUUACUCACGAUGCGGAAGAGGAUGCGUUGGGAAGCGGAAAGACGGGAAAACUUCAAGCUAUCUAGUUUGCUGGAGAAUCGCCGAGGCCGGAGCUUCAAGUUCUUGGAAAAGCGUCCGAACACUCGCGACUUUAACAAAUUAAAUACGGAGCCGGAAACGUCGGAGGACGAGCAUCCCGAGAACAGCCUCGCGAAAGUUAUUUAAAGCGUUUUGCGUGAACGCCAAAAUUGCGUCAGUAUUACCGAACCGAGACCACGGAUUCGCGCUCGUUUGCUCACUAAUGUUCGACGCGAUCGCGGAAUGGGCGCGAACUGUACUCUCCUUUGAAUUCUGGGAGCGUUAGUGCCGACGAUUGCCGAGUGGGCCCGAGUGCGGCCGACGAUAACUCGCGAAGGUACGUCGGCUUACUUACGAUCGCAUGUACAGGGUGAGUUAUUUGACAUUACCAUUUGGUGUAACGUAUUUACCAUGAAAGAUUUUAGCAGAAAAGUAUUAGAAAUAGAUGGAGAGAUGCCGCGAUGUAUGCGAGGACAAACCAAGCCGCAUAAACUGAAAUUAAAUAUGUAGAUCAAGUUAUAAAAAAUCACAUUUUUUAUUUGUUAUAUUUUUACUGAACUUAACGUUUGUAUCUGCAUUAUACUAUAUAUAUAUAAUUUAAUCUUCAUAUACAUUAAUUAUUCUCUUACUUUCUAUUCUUUCAAAUGUUUCGUAGUUAACAAUUAAUAAUCAGUUAUACUUUAUUAAGUAAAAAAAAGUCAAACGAUACAUAAAAAAAUUUACAAAUCAGAGCAUUUUUUAGGUAACAGAUGAUUAGAUGACGAAAAAUUGUUUAAGACGGUAAUGUUAAUAGCUUAAACUGUGUAUACAUUUCAUAAUAAUCAUGCACGUUUUCGCUCGAUUGUUAAUAUGAUAGCGUUUGCAUUUUUGAGCGAUGUUUUUCCAAUUUAAUAAAAACUUGAUCGUUAUACGAGAUAAUCGUGCAUAAAAACGAGACUUACCUGGAACGAAGGAAAUUAAAUCCUGUCCUUUUUAAUAAUUACAGGCUCUCAUUCUUAUUUGCUCUUAAAAAGAUACAUAAAAAGAUAUAUAAAAAUACGUUCACUUUGAUUUUCAUUGGUAGAAAUUAUUUACAUAUAUUUAAAUAAAAUUAAUAAAAAUAAAACAGAACAUCUUCACAAAUUUAUCAAGUUUAGUCGAUUUCUCAUGAAUAUAUAAAUAAGUGCAGCUUUAAAGACAGCAGACUUAUCGAUUACUUUUAGACAAGGACAAGUUCGAUGAACGUGUUUGUCCUAAUCCGUAGUAGUAUUUACGGAAGUUCAUAUAAAUAGCCGUGCUUUAUGACAACGUGCCUCGAAUUUUUCCAAUUGCACACAGUGCAUACGUACGUGCGUGACGUGCAAAACUGAAGUCUAAAGCUCGAUUAAAAAUAUUCUUCGUAUUUACCCUUUCUGAGUAAGAUUUGCUCCUAUCGCAGAUAAAAGGCACAACGUCUGCUCGAACGAUGUCUUCACGCAUGUUGCGACACACUGUUGUUGAAUUGCAUUUUUUAUUCGAUUAAUUAUUCCCUGAUUUAUAUUACAUGACUCACACGUAAUACGUUGCGCCAACAUAUCACUACGGAAUGGACAUUGAUGCGAAAUUUGAAGGGACACGAUUGCUCGAACAUAAGAUCUUAUCCAGAACUAUUUUCCACUUAAAUCUAUCUAGCAUAUAUAUUUCUGACGUGUAUAUGCAAUGUAUAUCGCUGAUAUUCGAAGUAUUGAAUUAAUCUGUGAAAGACUGCAUGUAUACAUACGUUGUUUCCACAGAGUCGACUUCAUUUAUCCCUUUCGAUAGAGAGUGCUCGGUGUUAAUUUAACAAAACCCGUUGUCUUCGUAUCUCCAUCGUAGCAUAUUCUACGAGCCAAUGAAUAAAAUAUACAUACGCUCAAUUCAAUCCUAUUUCCGCUUUGUGACGAGCGCUAAUUUAGAUCGAUAUAUCGUAGGUAUAAUUUUAAUUUCUAAUUAGAUUUUUCCCUUUGUAACUCACAGUGCAACAAUACAUUCUCUCUGUACAAUGUAAGGGGGCGUAUAUAUAU
Dinoponera quadriceps is the source of this 4000-nucleotide messenger RNA. It is a transcript of the gene Pal1, whose product is annotated as peptidyl-alpha-hydroxyglycine alpha-amidating lyase 1. NCBI's taxonomy places the organism in Eukaryota, Metazoa, Arthropoda, Insecta, Hymenoptera, Formicidae. The record is from RefSeq and is a predicted model, not a curated record. Gene Ontology annotation, cellular component: extracellular region; membrane. The transcript is spliced from 6 exons. Gene Ontology annotation, molecular function: catalytic activity; protein binding. Gene Ontology annotation, biological process: peptide metabolic process. Bases 387 to 2126 code for a protein of 579 amino acids.